This is a messenger RNA of Aspergillus homomorphus CBS 101889, 2122 nucleotides long. Its product is annotated as putative siderochrome-iron transporter. Gene Ontology annotation, biological process: transmembrane transport. The transcript is spliced from 3 exons. Bases 202 to 1917 code for a protein of 571 amino acids. The record is from RefSeq and is a predicted model, not a curated record. Lineage: Eukaryota; Fungi; Ascomycota; Eurotiomycetes; Eurotiales; Aspergillaceae. Gene Ontology annotation, molecular function: transmembrane transporter activity.
CGAUGGUGUCUAGGGCUCCUGCUCGGUCGACGCGUGUCUUAAACCGCCCGCACUCCUUACUCACAAGAUCCGGCAAAGAUCACCUCUGCCAUUCUUCUUGACCUUUGAUCUUAUCGAAUUGAGAAGACCACCAUGGCGAGCCACACUUCGCUCGACCGUACUCGAGUCUCCACGAACUCAUCAUCAGAUCAAGUGGUUACAAUGGCUGCCACUGACCCUGAGAAGCACGGUCUUCCUGCUGCGAAUGACAAGGAGGCUCAGAGGAAGGUUGACGAAGAGGUUAAGGACGGAGCGACUGGAGUCAACAAGGUCGAAGCUGCAGCUUUUGUGUGGAGCAGAAAGACACUGCUGGUAAUUUACGCCUGGAUAUGGGUGUGCUUUUUCAUGCUUGCUUUCCACUCUUCGAUCGGACUCAACGUACUCGUCUAUGCAUAUGCCAACUUCAACACUGCUCCAGAGAUUUCGACCGCAGCCAUCCUAGCUACGGUGGUAGGGGGUGUGAUGAAACUUCCUGUUGCCAAAAUCCUGAAUGUCUGGGGGCGUGCUGAGGCUUUGCUCAUCUUCACUGGGUUGUUCCUAGUGGGUAUCAUUGUCCUGGCAUCCUGCACUGGACCGAGUGGCUUUGCGGCCGGCUAUGUCCUGUAUUGGGUCAGUUAUAAUGCACUUUAUCUGAUCCUCGAUGUGUUCAUGGCGGACACGUCCGGCCUUCGCAAUCGUGCCUUUGCGUUCGGAUUCUCAAACACACCCUUUAUCUGCACUGCGUUCACGGGCCCGUUGGCUGCUCAGUCCUUCUUAGCCAUGACGACAUGGCGCUGGGCAUAUGGUGCAUUUGCGAUUAUCUUCCCCUGCGUGUUCGUGCCCCUCGCUGUUGUUUUCAAACUCCAUGAGCGGAAGGCAAAGAAAUUGGGCAUCUAUGCUCCCAGACGGAGCGACCGUACCUGGAUCCAAUCCGUCAUCCAUUAUGUGCAUGAGUUCGAUGUUGUUGGCGCCCUUAUCCUAAUGGCGGCAUUCAUCCUUCUCCUCCUCCCCUUCAGCCUGACAGUCUACGGACGAGCCCAAUACAAAUCCGCUACAUUCAUUGCAAUGCUCGUGAUAGGCUUCUGUCUCUUGUUUGUCUUCGUCGCCUGGGAAAGAUACUUCGCCCGCAAGCAGUUCAUCCGAUACGACCUACUCAGGCAGCCGACCGUCUUCGGAGCCUGCAUCCUUUCAGCCCUUCUGAAUCUCGGCUACGCCGCAUGGGACCUGUACUUCCUCAACUUCGUGAUGGUAGUGCACAACCUGAGCGUCUCGGAGGGGGGAUACAUGAACCAGAUCUACAACAUCGGCUCGUGCUUCUGGGCGCCGCUGUUCGGACUCUACAUCCGACAGACGAAGCAUUUCAAGAACGCCUGCCUCUACUUCGGGCUCCCUCUGAUGCUCCUCGGCUCAGGGCUGAUGAUCCACUUCCGCGGCGAACACCACAACAUAGGGUACGUGGCGAUGUGCCAGAUCUUCAUCGCGAUUGCCGGUGGCACGCUCGUAAUCGGUCAGGAUAUGGCUGUCAUGGCCGUCGCUGACCAUGACGGUGUCCCCAUGAUGUUAUCCAUCCUAGGGCUCUUUGCGAGUCUCGGCGGUGCCGGUGGCAAUGCCGUCGGGUCGGCGGUUUAUACCAACGUCUUUCCGCAUAAGCUGCGCCAGGGCCUUCCGGCUGGCGCGGCUCGGGACAGCUGGAUGGAUAUUUAUCUCGGGGGUUAUCUUGCUCAGAUGGAGUAUCCGAUGGGGUCGGAGAUUCGUACUGCCAUUAACAGUGCCUGGGGCGACAGUCAGAAAUAUAGCUGCAUUGCCACUACGGCUGUCAUUGCGCUGGGAUUUCCCUGCAUUCUUCUCUGGAAGAAUGUGAGCGUGGAUCAGAAGCAGAACAAGGGCGUUAUGCUUUAGGUGAAGUUCAGGUGUUGUGCUAAACCGGGGAAGGGAAGAAGUGUAGCAUAGGUGCUAUCUUGGUAAAUGUGGUUUACCCUCUGGUUAUAAUAAUUAGGAUUUCAAACAGGUUUCGUGGUACAGUGGGGUUUGAUAUCUUGUGCUUCUGGAACAAUUCUAUUUUAAUAAUCUCUCUCAGCUCUAACCAGCACAACGAUAAUGCUAG